Molecule: messenger RNA, 570 nt
Organism: Magallana angulata
Lineage: Eukaryota; Metazoa; Mollusca; Bivalvia; Ostreida; Ostreidae
Product: mitochondrial import inner membrane translocase subunit Tim8-like
Exons: 4
Coding region: 16-345 (109 amino acids)
Source: RefSeq, a predicted model, not a curated record
CAAUAGGGCUGAGACAUGAGAUCAACUCGAAUUUAUUUUACAUCCAUCUAUGUCAACUUGUUUUGUAAUGCCAGCGAGAUUCAUCGCAAGAGACAUACCAUGGAUUCUGGACAAAUAGAUCAGCAACUUGCACAAGAUCUAGAGCUGGAGCGCCAAAAAGGCAAGAUUCAACAGGAAAUAUUCCAGAAGAGUGAGAUGUGUUGGGACAUGUGUGUUGGCUCAAUGUCUGCCAAGUUUGAUGGCAAGACGGAGAGUUGUAUCGUGAACUGUGUGGAGAGAUAUGUGGACACCGCUGUAGCGAUCCAAAAACGCUUUCAGGAGAAACUGUCAAUGGGACGGAUGUGAUAAUGGCAUUAGAAGCUGAAGACUUAAGAAUGAAUUUGUCACAUUUUGAUAUGAGGCAUUAUUAUGAAUACCUUUGGGCAAUUUAAGUACAUGUACUUUACCUAUUACAUAUUUUACAUCAUUAUUGGAGUACAAUUUACCAUACAUGUAAACUGUACAGAAGGUUGUAAAAAGGUCUCAUGACAUUGUAAAUGAAGCAUUAAAAUAUCUAUGUAUUCAAUGAAA